This is a messenger RNA of Acanthopagrus latus (yellowfin seabream), 882 nucleotides long. RefSeq names its product trace amine-associated receptor 1-like. Gene Ontology annotation, cellular component: membrane. The transcript has 3 exons. Gene Ontology annotation, molecular function: trace-amine receptor activity. NCBI's taxonomy places the organism in Eukaryota, Metazoa, Chordata, Actinopteri, Spariformes, Sparidae. The coding region runs from base 1 to 882 and encodes 293 amino acids. Gene Ontology annotation, biological process: G protein-coupled receptor signaling pathway. The record is from RefSeq and is a predicted model, not a curated record.
AUGGCUCUGUGUCCUCCUUUGUUAGCUCAUGUUAGCCACACCUGGCCUGCUAUCAUCAUCAACAGUGUCAACAACAGUGUGUUUGGCCACUACUUUUUUGUGACAAUAUGUGGAAACCUUCUUGUAAUAAUCUCCAUCAUUUACUUCAGACAGCUCCACACUCCAACUAACUACCUCAUCCUGUCUCUGGCUGUGGCUGACCUGCUUGUUGGGAUCAUAGUAUUUCCUUUCAGCAUGACAUUCUCUCUCAGCUCAUGUCUGUAUCAUGAGGAUUUGUUUUACAGAUAUUAUGCAGUGUGUCAGCCUCUGAACUACAGUACUAAAAUCAACCAUCGUGUUGUUGUGAUCAUGAUCCUGGUGAGCUGGGCAGUGUCUGCUCUUAUUGGAAUUGGUGUCAUAAUUGCUGGUUUAAACAAUGAAAAAUGUGAGGAAAGGUGUUUCAUUGAUGUUCUUAUUGAAAACACAAUUGGACCCAUUUUGUCAUUUUAUUUCCCAGUCAUCAUAAUGCUCUGUAUUUAUCUAAAGAUUUUCCUUGUUGCACAGAGACAGGCACGCAGCAUCCACAGCACAACUUGUCAAAGCACAAAGUCUCGAGCAAUUGUCAGUAAGACGGAGAGAAAAGCCACCAAAACGUUGGCCAUAGUUUUGGGAGUUUUUCUUUUAUGUUGGACUCCUUUCUUUUUUUGCAUAACCUCUGUACCUUUAAGUAAUAAUUCAGCACCAGUUGCUGUGAUUGAAACACUUAACUGGCUUACACUGUCAAACUCAAUGCUCAAUCCAUUUAUUUAUGCUUUCUUUUACAGUUGGUUCAGGUCAGCUUUUAGAAUGAUAAGUUCUGGAAAAAUAUUUCAUGGCAAUUUUGUUAACUCGAAGUUGCACUGA